CCCGAAGAUCAAGAUGUGGAGAUGGAGUCGGUUGGAUCACCAAACCGACACUCUGCGUCAGGGGAGUUUGAUCCUGACGACCUCGAUCUCAGUUGGCCUAUCCGCGCGGCGGUAGCAACAACGGCUACUGCUGCGACUGGAGGAAUUGGGGCCGCACCACGCAUUCGUGUGUGUGCAAUGUCGGAACUGAAGGAGUUUUCCGGAAAGGACGGCGACGAAGAUCGAGCUCGAUCUUGGGUCAGCAAGGUAAGAUCGGCUUUCGUCCGCGAUCAAGCGCCUGAUGAUGAGAAGUGUCUGGCGUUCGGUGAUUUGCUCACUGAUCCAGGGCGAAACUGGUAUAGGCAGCUGAGCCGAACAACUCGUACCACGUGGAAAGACCUGCUCCAGAGUUUCCAGGUCCAGUAUUGUGGGCGUGGUGUCUCGGUUGCCCGCCAGUACUACCAUGCUCGGAAACGAUCUGACGAGUCGCCUCUGGAGUACCUCCACAGGCUCAACGUCGCAGGCCUGCGGACACGUCUACUAGUCAAGGACGGACCGCCGGACGUGCGCCAGGAACAUGUGGAACACUUUAUCGAGACUUUGGAUUACCGCGAUCUAGCGGACCAGCUUGCCCUGCUUCGGAUUCCCGACGCGGACACUCUGGAAGAAGUUUUGCGAUCUCGCCAGCGUGCCAAAGCGCGACAGAGCAAGACGGUGUACGGCUCGAUUAAGCCCCGCCCGAAGCCGCAAGCCGCCGCCGGUGCUCGCGCGGUACGAGCGAUUCAGGUGCAGAGCGACAGCAGUGACUUGGAUGCAGGAUCCAGCGACUCGGAUGAAGAGGGAAAUCUGCGCCGAGUGUAUGCGACUUCAGCCAGUAUCGAUCAUGGAACGACUGAACAUCGCUCGGCCGGCCGAGAUCGGCGUCCACCGGAUCAAGAUCGAGGCCGUCAAGAUCGUCGACCGGGACAUCUCUCUAAAUCGAUCGACAUGGGGCCGCCCCUCAAGCGGUGCACUCAUUGCGGGUCUACCAAACACGACGAUCUGAGAUGCUGGAAGCGGCUGACGUGUGAAAAAUGUGGCAAGCAUGGUCACCCGUCAGAUCGCUGUCUCUUUGUCUACAAGGCCUGCGGCAAAAUCCACGACGAAGGAAGCUGUCCGAUGGAGGAAUUUUACAAUUUGAUCCGUCAGUGGUACAAUCCCACCAAGCACGGGGGCAUGUUGCCCGAGUCCGCGGAGAAGAUGUUAAACGAGGACGCUCGCCGGGUUGGAAUCCGGUACGAGACGAGCGUUCUCAGUUCUGCAUCUUUGCGUAUGUCGAGAAGCAGUCGUAGUCGACUGUAA
Molecule: messenger RNA, 1320 nt
Organism: Phytophthora sojae
Lineage: Eukaryota; Oomycota; Peronosporomycetes; Peronosporales; Peronosporaceae
Exons: 1
Source: RefSeq, a predicted model, not a curated record